Arabidopsis thaliana (thale cress) is the source of this 2221-nucleotide messenger RNA. It is a transcript of the gene SQD2, whose product is annotated as sulfoquinovosyldiacylglycerol 2. The record is from RefSeq and is marked reviewed. The transcript is spliced from 12 exons. Gene Ontology annotation, molecular function: UDP-sulfoquinovose:DAG sulfoquinovosyltransferase activity; glycosyltransferase activity. Gene Ontology annotation, cellular component: chloroplast membrane. Lineage: Eukaryota; Viridiplantae; Streptophyta; Magnoliopsida; Brassicales; Brassicaceae. Bases 179 to 1480 code for a protein of 433 amino acids.
AAACGAGUAUUAGGAUGCUUAUCUGUCUCUGCCUCACAAAGAGGAUAUACCUCUCUUUCGUCUUCUUCAGAUUCUCUCUGACGGUUGUUAAAAAUCCGAUUAUAACGACGACGACACCCAAAUCCUCACAAAUAUAUAAUUAUUAAUUUAAGCUUCUCUGUCAAAAUAAAAAGGAGUCAUGACGACUCUUUCUUCUAUAAAUCUCUCUAUACCUCCUCAUUUGCUUCCUAGCACGACUAACACUUGUUCUUCUUCCUCUGCAACCUCUUGUUCUCCUCCCAGGUCUUCUUCUUUUGUUCUUCAUUCCCCUCUUUCGUUUGGUCACCGGAGAUUACCCAUUAGCAAGAAAAGCAAGCUCCGCUUCUGUGGAGUGAUUACAAAGGAAGCUGUUUCUGGGUCCAACGAUAUGACUAUUACUCAAGUCAGAGAAGAUGACGAAUCGGAGAUUGAUGCGCCGCUUCUCGAUCCUGAGUCGCUCUCUAAGCCUAGGAGAAUUGCUCUCUUUGUUGAGCCUUCUCCCUUUGCCUAUGUAUCCGGCUACAAAAACAGAUUCCAGAAUUUCAUUAGAUACCUCCGUGAAAUGGGAGACGAGGUUAUAGUCGUGACGACACAUGAAGGUGUUCCUGAAGAGUUUUAUGGAGCCAGAGUCAUUGGAUCAAGAAGCUUCCCUUGUCCUUAUUACCAAAAGGUUCCACUCUCGCUUGCGCUUAGUCCAAGAAUCAUCUCUGAAAUUGCACGGUUUAAGCCUGACAUUAUACACGCUUCAUCUCCCGGAGUUAUGGUCUUUGGUGCUCUGGCAAUAGCAAAAAUGCUAUCUGUACCAAUAGUAAUGUCUUACCACACACACGUCCCUGUAUACAUCCCAAGAUACACUUUUAGUUGGUUGGUAAAACCAAUGUGGUCUAUAAUAAGGUUCCUUCACAGAGCGGCUGAUCUUACAUUAGUUCCUUCUGCUGCCAUUGGAAAAGAUCUUAUAGCAGCUGGUGCAACUGCAGCUAAUCAACUUCGACUUUGGAAUAAGGGUGUCGAUUCAGAAAGCUUCAAUCCCCGUUUCCGUUCUCAAGAAAUGCGUAUAAGACUGAGUAAUGGCGAACCAGAAAAGCCACUAGUGAUUCAUGUAGGUCGCAUUGGCGUAGAAAAGAGUUUGGAGCUUUUAAAGAGUGUAAUGGACAAAUUACCUGAAGCUCGGAUUGCUUUCAUUGGAGAUGGACCAUACAAAGAGGAUCUUGAGAAGUUGUUUACCGGAAUGCCAGCGGUUUUCACUGGAACGUUACAAGGCGAUGAACUCUCACAAGCUUACGCAAGUGGAGAUGUGUUUGUGAUGCCAUCAGAGUCGGAGACACUUGGCCUUGUGGUUCUUGAAGCAAUGUCUUCAGGACUUCCUGUCGUCGCGGCCCGUGCCGGUGGAAUCCCUGAUAUAAUCCCUGAAGAUCAGGUCAGUGAAUUAUCUGAAUUACAAUUAACUGCCAAACCAUAUUGAUGAGCAUAUCAACCGAACCGAAAUGGUUGAAAAAACAAUUUCUGCCAAUUUUCUUAUAAGCGAGCUGUAACCGAACUGAAACUUUAUUCAAUCAUAGACUGGAGGGAAAAACCGGAUUUUUGUUCAACCCUGGAGAUGUUGAAGAUUGCGUGACAAAACUGAGAACUUUACUGCACGACCGUGAAACAAGAGAGAUCAUUGGAAAAGCGGCAAGAGAAGAGACCGAGAAAUAUGAUUGGAGAGCAGCAACGACAAAGAUACGCAAUGAACAGUACAGUGCAGCGAUUUGGUUCUGGAGGAAAAAGAAAGUUCAUGUUUUGGGACCAAUCAAUUGGUUGAUUAAACGACUGUUUCCAGUACCGGAAGGUAACGUGUAGAAAAAGCAGUGGACGAGGAUUUGGUAUGGAAUGUGAAGAUUUGAUAGUCUAUGGUUUCAUUUACUGAAAAUCCUCUGUUUGAUUAAUGGUGUUUAUCUUAUACUUGGAUUGCUUAUAUAUGUUCAUGGAAAGGUUGAUGUUGUAAAUUGUAAGAUAUGUGUGUCUAUGUCUAAUAGGAGGUUUAAAACCUGGUUUGAACUUUGGCCUUUAGGGUUUUAGUUUUUUUUUAGAUAUAUACUUUGUGUUUUUAUUCUAUUGUUUUUUUCUUUUCUUUUUAUUCUGUAAAAAAACGAUUAGCAGAUUAGUUUAUGUUUCUCUUGCUAUUUUUGUGACUAUUAAGGCUCGGACAAAGAAAUUAAAUGCA